Molecule: messenger RNA, 321 nt
Organism: Penicillium roqueforti
Lineage: Eukaryota; Fungi; Ascomycota; Eurotiomycetes; Eurotiales; Aspergillaceae
Exons: 2
Coding region: 1-321 (106 amino acids)
Source: RefSeq, a predicted model, not a curated record
AUGAAUAAUGAUAAUACAACCAGAGAUAUUCUCUCUAUCCUGGUCGUUCAAAUGGCACCAAAUCAUGCAACAGAUGAGUCAUAUAUACGCAACAUCCACACCUAUAUAUGGGGUUGGGAGCUCAAUCCUAUCACCAAUUGCGUCCUCAAGACGAGCAUAGCUCGCAGUCAAACGAAAGGGGUUGUCCGAUACCAGUAUCAUGGCUAUCUAGUGGUCAUGUUUCAUAUAUUCCUGCUGUGGCUGUUGAUACCAACCAUUAUAUCUUGCAAGAUGUCUGGUGCCGUGCUUUCGCUACCGCAGUCGCAUCCUCGCGGACGGUGA